Molecule: messenger RNA, 1127 nt
Organism: Labrus mixtus (cuckoo wrasse)
Lineage: Eukaryota; Metazoa; Chordata; Actinopteri; Labriformes; Labridae
Gene: mdkb
Product: midkine b
Exons: 5
Coding region: 148-588 (146 amino acids)
Molecular function (GO): growth factor activity
Source: RefSeq, a predicted model, not a curated record
GGGAGAGAGAGAGAGAGACAGAGAGAGAGGGGGGGGGGUGUGUUCAAGUGUGUGUGAGGGUGGGAUGUUGCAGCAGGAGCAGUUAAAGGCACCAUCAGAAGACAACGACUCCAAAGCUCAACUGGAUGCUCCUCUGAGCCCGGCAAAAUGCGAGGUUUGUUCUCAGUGACGCUGCUGCUGCUCCUGGCCCUGACGCUCUCCACCGAGGCCCACAAGAGACCCAAAGGUCACAAAGGUGGUAAACACGAUAAAACCCGGCCCAUCUCAGAGUGCUCUCCUGCAGAGACUCAGUUUGGGAAAUGUGUCCCAGAACAGGGGGACUGUGGAGAGGGUCUGAGAGAGGCCACCUGCAAAGACAGCACUGACAAGAUCCACUGCAAGAUCCCCUGCAACUGGAAGAAGGACAUCAAUGACUGUAAGUACAAGUUUGGCCCGUGGGGAUCCUGUGACGCCGCCAGCAACACCAAGAGCCGGUCUGGAACGCUGAAGAGGGCGCUGUUCAACGCCGAGUGUCAGACCACGGUCAAGGUGUCCAAACCCUGCUCCCCUAAAGUCAAGCCGACCAGAGGAGACAAGAGGUCCAACUGAAGAAUGAAGAAAAGGCUCAGAAGACGGCAGGAUUUCCUCCCUACUCCUCCGGCUGAAAAAUCUUCUUCUUAAAAAAUAAAAAACCGAGAGACUCCUCUGAAGCACACCAACCAUUUUUGAUUCAUGGCCUCUGCCUUCUUUUUCCACUUGUGAUGAUUUCCUGUUCUUGUGUUUUAUUGGAGUUAAAGUGUGGGCAGCUUCUCCAGCGUCCUCCCGUUAGAUAAUGAUUCAAUAAUAAUGAUCCUUGUUUAGCUCCUAGUUUGUUUAACAUAAAUGUGGAGAUAGUCCGAAAGGUUUUGAGCGUAGUUGGAGUUAAAUUAACGUUCAGAUAUGAGCGCUCUCUUUGUAGUCCCGUCCAGACGAUCGGAGAGUUUUUACGAGUUUAGAAUCACCUUAAAAAAAAUGUAAAAUAAAUUAACCAGCAUGGAAAAAGAAAAAAAUCCUCUAUGAAAUCUAUUUUUUGAAGCAUAGAUUAUUGACUUUACAGGAUGACUCUUGUACAAAUGAACAAAUUAAAUAUUGUACAUUGUUUUGGUGAA